AUGAGGGCCCAACAUCCAAAUGUUACCCGGUUGGUUGGCUACUGCUAUCACCUAGGACACCAAUGCAUUAAGCAAAAAGGUGAAUAUGUUUUUGCCCAUGUGGAAGAAAGAGUUCUCUGCUUCGAAUACUUGCAGGGUGGAAGCCUUGACAAUCAUAUUUCUGAUGAAUCGUGUGGACUCGAUUGGCCCACACGUUUCAAAAUUGUCAAGGGAGUCUGUGAGGGAUUAAAUUACCUACAUAAUGGAUGCAAAGAUCCAAUUUACCAUCUUGACUUGAAACCUGCGAAUGUUUUACUGGACAAGAACAUGUUCCCGAAAAUUGGAGACUUUGGUUUGUCAAGACUCUUUCCUUUAUCACAAACCUAUAUAACAAGCAAAAUUAUAGGAACACCUGGAUACAUGCCACCAGAAUACAUUGAGAGACGCGAAAUCACAUCGAAGUAUGAUGUAUUCAGUUUGGGUGUUAUAAUUGUGCGGGUAAUAGCAGGAGAUGAAGGCUACUCCAAAUGUGCAUAUAUGUCUUUGGAAGAUUUUCUUGAGCAUGUAUUUAAGGUGUAUGGAGGUUGA
Molecule: messenger RNA, 567 nt
Organism: Triticum turgidum subsp. durum (durum wheat)
Lineage: Eukaryota; Viridiplantae; Streptophyta; Magnoliopsida; Poales; Poaceae
Source: the annotation of a GenBank genome assembly